AUGGAGGAAAUUGAACUCUGCUUUCCAAAACUCCUUAAUGUCUCCUGCAGGAGGCAAAGGCAUCCUCACUUUGAGGUCAUGCUGACUUACAUUCUGCUGUCUUCAAUUUCUCUCUUCACUGUGAUUCUUAACCUGCUUGUCAUCAUCUCCAUCUCACACUUCAGGCAGCUCCACACCCCCACCAACCUCCUCCUCCUCUCUCUGGCUGCCUCUGAUUUCUGCAUAGGUCUCGUCAUGUUCUUUCAAAUUAUGCUCAUAGAUGGCUGCUGGUUUCUCGGUGACAUCAUGUGUACUCUGUAUCAAUACCUAGCAUAUGUUAUUACCUCUGCCUCAAUAGGAACCAUGGUGAUCAUAUCUAUUGAUCGCUACAUAGCUAUUUGUUACCCUCUGCAUUACUCCACCAAAAUCACACAAAAAGAGAUAAAAAUCAUUGUGUGUAUUUGUUGGAUCUGUUCUGUGAUCUUUCAGAGUCUCAUUCUGAUGGAUAACCUCAAACAACCAGGAAGGUUUAACUCCUGUAUCGGAGAGUGUGUCUUUGUCAUCAAUUACAUUGCUGGAAUUGCUGAUCUAAUUUUUUCCUUCAUUCUUCCCAUCACUGUGAUUGUAGUUCUGUAUCUGAGAGUAUUUGUGGUGGCUGUUUCUCAGACUCGUGCCAUGAGGUCUCAACUUGCAGUCACUCACCAGCAGUCGGUCACAGUAACUACUAAAAAGUCUGAGCUGAAAGCAGCCAGGACUCUUGGUGUUGUUGUAGUUGUGUUUCUCAUAUGUAUGUGUCCAUAUUACUGUGUAGCUCUCACAGUCCAAAACAAUGCACUGAGUGCUUCUUCUGCUGCUUUUGUCAUAUAUUUGUUCUUUUUUAACUCCUGUCUUAAUCCGAUUAUAUACGUCUUUUUUUACCCCUGGUUCAGAAAAUCCAUAAAGAUCAUUGUUACUCUUCAGAUACUGCAGCCUGACUCUUGUAAGGCCAACAUGCUUUAG
Molecule: messenger RNA, 978 nt
Organism: Archocentrus centrarchus (flier cichlid)
Lineage: Eukaryota; Metazoa; Chordata; Actinopteri; Cichliformes; Cichlidae
Product: trace amine-associated receptor 13c-like
Exons: 2
Coding region: 1-978 (325 amino acids)
Biological process (GO): G protein-coupled receptor signaling pathway
Cellular component (GO): membrane
Molecular function (GO): trace-amine receptor activity
Source: RefSeq, a predicted model, not a curated record